Molecule: messenger RNA, 287 nt
Organism: Chionomys nivalis (European snow vole)
Lineage: Eukaryota; Metazoa; Chordata; Mammalia; Rodentia; Cricetidae
Exons: 1
Coding region: 92-277 (61 amino acids)
Source: RefSeq, a predicted model, not a curated record
AAUGGUACUGUUUGCAGUGAUGCUCAGAGGGCAGGCACCUGCUGCUCUGUAAUGAUUCAGCCUCUUUCAGCCACUGCGUUAACACGACAGGAUGCUGUUGCUACUGUCGCUGCUGCCUCUCCUGCCGCCGCCGCUGCUGCCGCCGCCGCCGCCUCUGGUCUUGCUUUUGCUUUUACUUCUUCUGCAUGACAGUUGUUUUCUUCCUCUAAGCAGACACCAGCUUCAGACGCUUGAGGUGAGAAACAUGCCUUUCAGUUUGGGAUACUGGUUUACUUAAUGAGUCAGGC